Molecule: messenger RNA, 3998 nt
Organism: Ctenopharyngodon idella (grass carp)
Lineage: Eukaryota; Metazoa; Chordata; Actinopteri; Cypriniformes; Xenocyprididae
Product: neuropilin and tolloid-like protein 1
Exons: 10
Coding region: 1082-2659 (525 amino acids)
Molecular function (GO): protein binding
Source: RefSeq, a predicted model, not a curated record
UGAUGGGCUAUUCUUUAAAGCACAUUUGCUGCAUAUUGUUUAGAUUUAUCGUACUUGCACACCACAAAUUUCAUAUAGUGCCAUACUUUUUCAAUUAAGAGUUUUGUUGACACAGUGUGCUAAUAGAAUCAUUGUUGAAAGAUGAGAGACUGAAGCAGGUUCUUUUACAGUAUUUCCCUGUGCUUUGCAGCAUCCAUUCUUUCUUCUGUUAACAAGAUGCUGAUGAAAAGCAGUCCCACAGAGAAUGCCAGUUUAGCAGAAGGCAUUUGGGACCAUAUUAGUGUCUUUUUUUUUUUUUUUUUUUAACAUUUCCCUCUACAUUUCUGUACGUCUAGUUUCUAGUUUGAACACAGUCGUGUCGUUAGGUGCAUCUAAUAUCACGACUUCACGUCUAUCUCGUUUCUAAUAGCAUAAACAUAAACAAAAAUGUAAUUUUUUUAAAAAAAAAUACAAACUUUUAAUAAUCUGUCUGUCCUUUGACUGUCUGAACAAGGUGGGUCCUAUGCCCAACCCCUAGCUUUUUUUUAAUACACAAAAUUUGUUAGUCUAUCCACAUUAAAUAGUUUUUUUUUUUUUUUUUUUUUUUUUUGGUCAUAUAGGAACUUGACAAAACUCACAAUUUCAUUUUGCACACGACAGUCCAACACCCAUAUUUAAGUGUACAAAGUAGUACUUUAAUCAGCAAACCAUUGGUUAAAACCACUUGGACAAACUUCAUUUGUUGGAAUAUUCACGACGAUGUUGGCAAAGUCUGUCCACGUAUGAGAGAAGGGAUCCUGUUAAUCCACUCUUCGUGUCCGCAGGUCUUCUGUGCACUGAGGCGGAUUACGCAGAUGUGUUCAACCUGUUCCAUCAAACAAGUCUUCAACUACACCGUGAGUUCUGGGAAUAGCCUCAACAUUUUUUUUUUUUUUUUUUUUUGCAAUGAAUCUCACUUAAUCUGUAUCGUGUCCUCUAAGCAGCCUCUCCUAAUGACGGACUGCUUAUUAUUGUAGCUAUAUUUUCUCUAAAAUUUAUCCUUCGCUUCGCCACUACAAUUCGCAUUUCAUGGAAUUCAAAUUUGAAUCCCUUGGGGAGAAUCAUGGUGCCGCGGGUGAAACUGCUUGUUGCAGUUGUUGCAAGUCUUGUCAAUCUUGGAUUUUCUGGAGCACCAACAGCACCACCGAAGAGAGCUUUAGUUGAAAACAACUCAGGUGUGACACCGGCGGGAUUGUGCGGUUCUUGGGUCAAGGAGCCUGAUGGAGGACUUUUUACAUCUCCUAACUAUCCUGAGAAAUAUCCUCCUGACCGAGAAUGCAUAUACAUAAUUGAAGCUUCUCCAAGGCAAUGCAUCGACCUGUAUUUUGAUGAAAAGUAUGCUAUUGAGCCAUCAUGGGAAUGUAAGUUUGACCACAUUGAAGUCAGGGAUGGACCCUUCAGCUUUUCUCCUAUCAUCGGCCGUUACUGUGGACAAGAGAGCCCGACCUAUGUUAGGUCCAGUGGGCGAUACCUUUGGAUAAAAUUUGUGGCAGAUGGUGAACUAGAAGCCACUGGAUUUUCAGCUCGGUACAAUUUCACACAAGAUCCUGAUUUCAAGGACCUUGGAGUUCCACCACCUCUUCCAAUUUGUGAGUUUGAGAUGAGCGGGCCAGAGGGCAUUGUGGAGUCUGUAAUGGUUGCGAAAGAGGGCAAAGCGUUGCAGACAGAGGCUGUAGACUGCAGGUGGUUCAUAAGAGCUCCUCCUGGCUCUAAGAUCUAUUUGCGUUUCCUGGAUUAUGAGAUGCAGAACUCGAACGAGUGCAAGCGUAACUUUGUGGCGGUGUAUGAUGGGAGCAGCUCGGUGGAGCAUCUGAAGAAUAAAUUUUGCAGCACGGUAGCCAAUGACGUAAUGCUGCUGACUUCAUUAGGUGUGAUUCGCAUGUGGGCCGAUGAGACCAGCCGCAGGAGCCGAUUCCGUAUCCUCUUCACCACCUUCCAUGAGCCUCCAUGUGAAGGAGACGCAUUCUUCUGCCAUAGCAACAUGUGUAUUAACCACACAUUGGUGUGCAAUGGUAUCCAAAACUGUGUCUAUCCUUGGGAUGAGAAUGGUUGCAAAGAGAAAAGAAAAGCUACUAUCCUGGACAGCCUUGACAAUACCAAUGUAACCAUAAUUGGAGUGACUUGCGGAGUGGUGAUUAUCCUGCUCACCGUGUCGAUAAUCAUUCAAAUAAAACAGCCACGGAAAAAGUACAUAAUCCGCAGGGACGAAUUCGACCCCACCUUGCUUCACGAGGCCUUUGAACCCCCGCACUAUGAGCUGUGCACGCUACGGCAAGCAACCUCAUCCGAUGGUGAGGUGUUACCAGAGGAUUUCCCCAAAUUGCAGCGCACCUCCUCCAAAUGCAUCCACGGCCACCACUGUGGCUCGCAGGUGUCCAGCACUCGAGGCAGCCGCAGCGAUCUCAGCCUGCGAGAUGCUGCUGCCAUUCUCUCAGAGAUGGAGACGUCCGCACAGCCCCCGUUCCCUCUGCAAGCCACCCCUACUGGCCGCAGGAAUAUUCUGGUGAUGAAGCACAGCUACUCGCACGAUGGGGCUGAGGAGUGCGACCUGGAUGAUGAAUUUUACGAUGGGCCCACCACCAGCCACGGGCGAGCUGCAAUGGACAGAACUGUGCAUCGGUCAGUAUCCAAUGACUUUUGAUGGCUUUCCAUGCACAUCAGCCCGGCGUUUGGAUAGAUUGUUUCUUUAAUGUCUUUUGUCUGUUUUAUUUGUAGUAGCCAUGCACUUGGUUUGUUUUGUUUGUUGACAGACAAAAUUUCCUUGUCAGGUCACUCCAUUUUCAUCAUUUUGCAUCCAUAAAGUAAUAUCAACAAACAUGGCUGUAUAUGCAUUAAAUGUAUAUGUGAACCAUUAAACUGUCAAGUUUUCUUUUCCUGUUUUGCCUAUGACAGUGUGCUCACUGUCUAGUAGUCCAUAUAAUUUGAUGACUGUUAUGCACUUUUGUUUUACUCCUAGUACUGAGAAAUAAUAUUAGGACACAGAAUCAUUGCAUAUGUAUAAUGUAAAUACUUUAGAUUCAUGCUGUUUGGUGUGGGUAUUAUUUAAAACAUGACACACAAAUAUGUCAUUACUGUUAUGGUUAUAUUCACCAUUGUUUUUUUUUGUUUUGUUUUUUUUGUGAUCUGUAACAGGCUUCUCUCUUGAAUUGUGUGGUUUAAUUUAAUGCUGUUUUAAUUUUUACUUAAUUUAUUUGUAUUUUCAUUUAUUUUAUGCCUGUGUGAGAACAUCUGUGCUUGUUUUAUACUUUGUUACCCUUCAUACUCCAAUUUUCAUUCUCACAUCACAUCACUGAUAAAAUUACAAACAAGUACAGUUGUUAUGCAGUCUGAUUGCAUUUAUUGCAUUAUUACAAAAUUUCUUGUAGAACAAAAUGCUCUUUUUCCACUGCAUGCCUCCUCUUUUCAUCGCCUAUUGGUAGCAUUUUAAUGUGGUCGUAGGCGCCACAAUGUAAACAUAUCUCUGUCAUCCUCGUCAUAAUAACAUUUAAAUACGAUUUAAAAGUGCUGUUUUAUUACAAAUGCCAUUAAAGGUUUAAAAAAAAAAAAUAGCAGCGGCCAGAAGAUGCUGUGCGUAAUGAGCCGCAUAAUAGUGCCUCCCACUGGUACACAAAAGUAAUUGCAGGGGAGGAACUUUAACCACUCUUAAAAAACACCCAUAGAAAAGGACUAAAUUAACAGGCUGUAAAUCUUAAACCCAAAAAUUUGUUAGGUUUCUGCAAUUCUCCUUUUUAUUAUCUCAUGAAUUAAUAGUAUUUGUUUGUAAUAGUAUUUGUCCAUCUGUACGAAGCACGAAGUGACAGAGAGUGGAACUAAUGACGCUUCGGUCUGCCGUCGGACAAAUAAGUUAUCGCUGCAGCAAAAAGAGGCUUCAAGGCAGUUGGCUUUGAGCUCAACCCAUGGCUGGUCUGGUACUCCCGUUACAAAGCCUGGAGGGAAGGUGUUCAUCACAGCACAUCUUUCUAUAUUUCAGACCUUUGGAA